GGGGGAAGCACAGCGAGUCCACUGAGGCACGGCGUACCCUGCCGAGCGUCUAAGCCACAAGCCGAGCACACAAGCCAGGCUCGAGGAGCCUAAGUGCAAGUCCACUACUGGUGCACGACUGUACAUUUCUAAGAAGAGCGGCGCGGGAGCUCGGCGAGCUUCGCUUCAGUCGCUCCCCCGUGCAGUUCCCUGUGCCCAAGACGCUGCCCGAAGCUUGAGCUCCGGUGGGCGGGGCCUGGAGGCAGUGGGAACUGCAAUUGGUAGCUUUGAAGGCGCGACGGGCGGGAACGGUAGCUGAGGAGUGAGACGGCAGGAGAUGUGGGUCGUGCCAAAGGGAUGGAUGAGACUGUUGCUGAGUUCAUCAAGAGGACCAUCUUGAAAAUCCCCAUGAAUGAACUGAUAACAAUCCUAAAAGCCUGGGACUUUUUGUCUGAAAAUCAGUUGCAGACUAUAAAUUUCCGGCAGAGAAAGGAAUCUUUAGUUCAGCACUUGGUUCGGCUGUGUGAGGAAAAGCAUGCAAGUCUCAAUGAUGCUGCCCUGUUAGACAUCAUUUAUACUCAAUUUCAUCAACACCAGAAAAUCUGGGACGUUUUUCAGAUGAGUAAAGGACCAGGUAAUAUUUUCUCCUUUUUUUUUUUUAAUAAGGUGACAGUCAGCUUCAGAGAAACUGAGGAGAAUGCAGUCUGGAUUCGAAUCGCCUGGGGAACACAGUACACAAAGCCAAACCAGUACAAACCUACCUACGUGGUAUACUACUCCCAGACUCCGUACGCCUUCACGUCCUCCUCCAGGCUGAGGCGCAAUGCACCACUUCUGGGUCAGGCACUGACAGUUGCUAGCAAACACCAUCAGAUUGUGAAAAUGGAUCUGAGAAGUCGAUAUCUAGAUUCUCUCAAGGCUAUUGUUUUUAAACAGUAUAAUCAGAUCUUUGAAACUCACAACUCUACAACGCCUCUACAGGAAAGAAACCUUGGACUAGAUAUAAAUAUGGAUUCAAGGAUCAUUCAUGAAAACAUUGCAGAAAAAGAGAGAGUCCAACAAAUAACUCAAGAAACGUUUGGAGAUUAUCCUCAACCACGACUAGAAUUUGCACAAUAUAAGCUUGAAACGAAAUUCAAAAGUGAUUUAAAUGGGAGCAUCUUGGCUGAGAGGGAAGAACCCCUCCGAUGCCUAAUAAAAUUCUCUAGCCCACAUCUUCUGGAAGCAUUGAAAUCCUUAGCACCAGCUGGUAUUGCAGAUGCACCCCUUUCUCCACUGCUCACUUGCAUACCCAACAAGAGAAUGAAUUAUUUUAAAAUUAGAGAUAAAUAAGACGUGUGUGGUUUCAUAAACACAGCUCCUCCUCCAUGACAUUGCACGUGCACUUCCGUUAAUGGCUGGCUGUAUAGCUUCUGUCUGUAGACUUGUAUUUUAGAGAAUCCUUGUUACUGAAUUUUUAGAAAUGCUCACAUAAUUGUUGGGACUGAUUCAUUCCUCCACGAUAUGCAUCCUGUCUCGCAUACCCUACUAACUAACAGUUGUGGCGUUUGAGAUGACAGGACAUACAUAUAUAUGGCUCCACACUUGACCUUGAGUGCUUGAAUGCUCUGAAAUCAAGCAUUUGGCACAGUGCUGGAGACUUUGGGGCUUGUGUUCUUUUUCCCACUGCUGUCUCUUCUUGAUUCUGGGGAGGUCUGAUUCCAGCUGCUGGUUUCCAGGGAUUCAUUCUUAAGCCUUAGAUCCAUGGAAAGAAGCAAAAGGAAACUAUACUCACUCAAAACUUUUUAGAAGAAUCAUGAAAUUGGUCCAUUCAAAGGACAGAGUUGAGUCCACUGUGCUAUUGUUGCAAGAGCUUGCGUAUUUGGUGAGUCAGUUAUAUAAAAUAAUAUUCUUGUUGUAAAUAUGAUACUUUUCAUAAUUAUUUUAUCAUGUAUAUAACAUUCAAACUGACAAAUAUUAUACUGAUUUAUUAAUAAAGAUAUAAAAACACUGGCA
Messenger RNA from Cebus imitator (Panamanian white-faced capuchin), 1974 nucleotides. RefSeq names its product centromere protein N (gene CENPN). The transcript has 10 exons. NCBI's taxonomy places the organism in Eukaryota, Metazoa, Chordata, Mammalia, Primates, Cebidae. Gene Ontology annotation, biological process: chromosome segregation; CENP-A containing chromatin assembly. Bases 337 to 1311 code for a protein of 324 amino acids. The record is from RefSeq and is a predicted model, not a curated record.